ACAUCCAAUGAAUACAUCUAUAUAACUCAAUUACUUGGUGUCAUAAGUGAAAUUGAAAAUAUCCUUCUGAUCAAACAAUUAUUGAAUGAAGAUGAAUCAAAGAUACUACGAAAGAUGAUCGAAGCUACUCCUAUGAUGAAAUUGUAUAAACGAAAUGUCCAGGAGUUUAUCUUGAAAUUGGUUAAGUUUAAUCGAUUUGAUCAGUUUCUUCAAACAAGAUUUCAAAUAUCAUUAUCUGAUUUAAGAUUAAGUCUUAAUGUAUCAUCAUCAUCAUCUCAUAAGAAUACUUCUAGUUAUCUACCCUUUCCAUUUAAACGACUGGAGAAAGAAUCAACUGAACCAAGUAAAAGUUGGUUUAGUAGAACUACCACUAUACCUGAUUCAAGACAAUUACAUUCACCACCAUUAUCCCCACCUAUAUUACCACCAUCAUCAACUAUUAUACCGACAGAUUUAAUAAAGAAGAAUCAAGAGAUUGAAAGAUUACAAUUCCAAAAUAAAAGUUUAGAAGCUACCAUACGAACUAAAGAAAGUCGAAUCCUUGAAUUACAAAAGGAAAUCAUCACUAUCAAUAAACAUACCAAUAAUAUCGAGCAACAACUUCAUAAACGACCUGAUCAAAACAAUGUUAGUAAAUUAUUACAACGGAUUAAAGAUAAAGAUGGGAGUAUUAAAGAUUUACAACUAUUAUGUGAAGAGUAUCGUCAGGAAAUAAGUGAUUUAAAACAAGCUCAAACUUUAAAACAACCAAUGAUUGAUGAAUUGAUUAAAAAUGUAACUAAACAAGAUAGUUUGAUCCAUCAAUUACAACAAAAACUACAAUUAGAUCAAAAGUCAUCUUCAUCUCCUCAAAUAAACUCCUUCUUAUUGAACUUACCAUUCAUUAAACAAUAUUACUUUUUGUUAAAGUAUAAACAAGAUCAUAAGAAUUGGGGAUUAAUCAUGAUAAACAUCCUUACGUUGAUCCUAUCCAUGAUUAUAUUAUUGAAUGGAUUACAAUUUGUAUUAUAUGUAACAUUAUGGAUCUUUACUACCAGGGUUAAUCCAUCAGCUUACGUUUAUGAUGAUUAUGGAGAUAGUGUAUUCAGUUUAACUUCAACGUUUGAAUGGUGGAAAGAGAUUGAAUGGUUAGAGUACUUAGUUUAUAAUCUUGAAGAUUAUCUAUGGCAAUGAAUAUAGGGAAUACAAAUGAUGAUGAUGAUUUUAAAGAUAAACCGAUUCAUUAAAAAAUUAUACAAGAUUAAAUAAAAUGCUAAUAAUAAAUA
This is a messenger RNA of Scheffersomyces coipomensis, 1265 nucleotides long. RefSeq lists its product as uncharacterized. The record is from RefSeq and is a predicted model, not a curated record. The coding region runs from base 115 to 1173 and encodes 352 amino acids. Lineage: Eukaryota; Fungi; Ascomycota; Pichiomycetes; Serinales; Debaryomycetaceae. The transcript has a single exon.